AGAUUGAGGCUGCAAAUUCUUGUUAGAAGCGCAGCGAAACCUACGUUCGUUUAUAGCUUGAAGCAAUGUCCCGACAUUCAAGCAAACAUUCUAUCAACGCUAACAGGAAAUCAUCAGUAAGAAGAAACGAAGAAGAUGAUGAUGCUUAUCUCGAAGAAUGCGAAGGAAUUUAUUUAUCAGUUAUGCAGAAUUUAGAAGAAGAAAUAUCGUCUCCAGAGGAACUAAUUUUGCUGCUUCAGCAUGCAGGAUACAAUCCUUCCAAAAAGACAUUAGAAAAGUAUUGGGGUCCAAGUAUUGAUUCGUAUGAUUUCAAUCAGUUUUGCUCAAUUGUGAAGCAAGAGAAAAAGCCAACAAAGAAGGAUCUCUUAAAAGCUUUUCAAAAGAUAGAUCGUAAUGGAGAUGGCUAUAUAACACAUGACGAGUUAUUCCAAGUGCUAACCAAGCGUGGUGAAAGAAUGACAAAAUCAGAAGUUAAAAUGAUGAUUGAAGAUGCCGAUUUUAAUGGUGAUGGAAAGUUAGAUUAUGAAGAAUUCUGUGACAUGAUGGAUGCUACAUCAAAACAAUGUCGCCAGUUUUAUGCUACUGAUGUAAAACCCGAUCAAAAACAAAGCUUUGAUAAAAAGGCAAGCUUAAAUGAUGUUGUUCCUCCGCAGAGGGGGAAACCACAUCGAAAUUUAUCUAAUGUUAAGGAAGAAAAAAGAAGUAGCGUGAUGCAGGAUGAAAGAGGGAGUGAAAAGAAAACAUCUCGAUCUUCCAUAACAUCAAAACUUUCAGCAAAAGAACAAAAAAAGAAUGAUGAAGCUAAGGAUGAAAUAAAGAGAAAUGUUGCUCAGAAAUUAAAACAUGAACCUCAAGAUCUCAAUAGAUGGCAGUUUCAUUCCACAAAAGGAUGUUUUUACAAAGAAGACAAUGGCAAGAUAGAAAGUCACCACUAUCAAAUGAAAAUCACUCAACCGACAACUGUGUGGAUUACCAUUAAACCCGCUCCUCCCAAAUAUGGUAAGUUCAAUGAUGAGAUCUUGGACAGUGAUAUGAUGCUUUUUCUUGUGGAUGAAUCACACGGGAACAAACUUGUUGCCUUCACCAAUUCAUUAAUCAAUGGAAAAUAUUGCCUCCAAGCCGAUGUCAACAUUGGAGUAUACAACUUGUUGUCAUUCUCAUCUGGAAAUAAACUUUACGCAGAAGAGUCAGACAGUGGACAAGUUAGUUUAGUGAAAGGACGUGGUGAAGAUGCGAAGCUGACAAAACCAUGCAGGGAUACGUUGAUGGAAAUUUUUUAUCGUUGUGAUCUUGAUGGAAAUGGAUACUUAAGCCAAGAAGAAUUUAAUGAAUUUCAAAUGAGGGCGAGCGGAGAAGGUUGCGAUGAUGAAGCUUGGGAUGUUGUCAAAGAAACAAUUGAAGUUACUCCACAGUUUGAGAUCACACCAAAUGGAUUUAUGAAUUUGAAUCUUAUGGAAGCACGUGAUCCAGACGGGGGCCAAGACGAACUGUGGAUUACUAUCGAAAGUAUGGGUUACACUAGAAAAUUGCAGUUGACAAAGGCUUGCCCGUUUCAAGUGGAAGUAUACACAAAGCGUGGAAAAAAUGAUAUCACUUUACUUGGCGUUAGUGACGGUGGUGCACCAUUGCAAAAUGCUUUGAUGGAAUCAAUAAAAGCUGUCUCAACUGUGACGCAGAUAAGAAGCAAGAGAGAUUUAUUGUUGCACAUUGCGCAAUUUGAAAAUCGUAUUUCUGUGGCUGUUGACAACCAGUCUCACAGCAUUGUUGGUAUACAAGUGGAUUGCAAAGGUAGUGAGAAUUUAAUAAGUAAUCAGGGAAGUUUGGAAAAUGUUGAAGAUAUUGAUCCCAAAAGCAUGACGAUUAUACAUCAUCUCACGCCAGAACGAAAAAAUGAAGCGAUGUCACUGAAGUACCAAGAAAGUGUAAUACGAUAAUCCGAACGUGCUGGAUGAAUAUAUCUGUCAUUAUGUACGAAGUUGUAACUUCAUGAAGUCUCCGCCUAAAUGUAGAUUGUUUUAAAAAUUCUGCUCCGUUGUAACACUAUUUUUGAACCAAUUUUUCGCACUGGUUAUGAAAUAUAUAAAGUAUAAGUUUAUUAGCCUGACGCUCAAUGCAAGUUAUUAGUGUAAGAACGUCAAUGUGUUCCUCUCACAUAUUGUAGUGAACAAACAUGAUGCGACAUUGAUACAUAAAGUGUGCAUGCGAUACGAUGUUAUAUAUGCCUAUUUCUUAGUGUAGGGCAUAUACGAAACUGCAUAUAUUGGCUGAAUGUAUGCAUGUCUCAUCGUAAACAUAUUAAAUAGGUUUACUCCAGUCUAUGUGUUUUAGGAAUACCCGUUACUUCAUUUAUUAAUCUCUCCGUAACUCGACGUUUUACCAUAGCGCUGAUGAUGUCACUUUAAUUUUUCAGCGAGAUUCUUGUUUCAAUUCUUCCUACUUCGUAUUUUGAUGGGGUAUUAUAUGAAGUGCUAGCACUGUGUACAUGUACGUUAUUCUAAUUUUUUAUUUAUUUAAUUAUUUCUGAAAUAUUACUCAGUUUUUUGAAGCAACACGAA
Messenger RNA from Hydractinia symbiolongicarpus, 2555 nucleotides. Its product is annotated as EF-hand calcium-binding domain-containing protein 7-like. Lineage: Eukaryota; Metazoa; Cnidaria; Hydrozoa; Anthoathecata; Hydractiniidae. The coding region runs from base 66 to 1934 and encodes 622 amino acids. The record is from RefSeq and is a predicted model, not a curated record. The transcript has 13 exons. Gene Ontology annotation, molecular function: calcium ion binding.